GUUUCCAGCCUGCACGGUGCUGGCUCUGGUCAUGCAGCUUGCCUCAGACAACAGACGACCUGCUUCAUUUUGCAAAUCUUUCCAAGCAGAUUCUUCUUAGCUUUUGGUGUCUCGAACUGCCGCGUUUCAAGCUGAAAGAGUUUUAAAAGCUGAAGCACCCCCAAGCACACCACCUCAUCGCUGCUUCUUCUUGUACAUUCAGUGGAAGGAUGUCUUCUCUCACUGAGCUGCACCAGCAUCCGAGAAACACCUCUGAUGCAGACAUGAACAGGAUGAAGGUGAUCUUCGCCCUCUGUGACUUGGACCACGAUGGCUAUCUGAGCAGGGACGACCUGAAGGUGGCCAUGGUGAUGCUUUUCGGAUACAAACCCUCCAAGUCGGAAAUCGACCUGCUCAUGGGACAAGAACAGCUCUCCCAGUCGCCGCUGGGGCUCUCCCUGGACAGGUUUGUGAGUCUCAUGGCAGGAAGGUUAUCAGAGGAGGACUCCUAUUUGAAGAGCAGGCAGAUCUUCAAUGCCUUUGACACGCACUGCCGAGGCUUCCUCAAACUGGAGGAUUUCCGGGCGGCUUUCAACAGAGUGGCUCCUGGUCUGCCUGAGAGGAGUGCUGUGGAGGCUUUCCAGCACACAGACCAGGACUCGGACGGCCAUGUCAGCUUCAAGGACUUUGCUGCUGUUCUCAGCUUUGGACGCGCCAGCAGGUCAUCGACGUAGAGUUUUUUGAUAGUGUAAUGUAAGCUAAGAUUUAUACGAUCAAGUUACAGCCGAGUAGUUUUGCCUUUUGUGUUGUGAAUUCAAUCAAACAGGGAAUGAAGAGAAUGUAGUACUCUGCUAUAUUCAGUACUGCAUGUUCUCUAAACAGUACAAGUUAUUGUCAUUAUUCCAUAUAACAGAACAUCUUGUUGGUCAUGCAUUCUGGUGCAAUAAACCAUAAAC
Myripristis murdjan (pinecone soldierfish) is the source of this 935-nucleotide messenger RNA. It is a transcript of the gene efcab11, whose product is annotated as EF-hand calcium binding domain 11. The record is from RefSeq and is a predicted model, not a curated record. The coding region runs from base 210 to 713 and encodes 167 amino acids. The transcript has 2 exons. Gene Ontology annotation, molecular function: calcium ion binding. NCBI's taxonomy places the organism in Eukaryota, Metazoa, Chordata, Actinopteri, Holocentriformes, Holocentridae.